This is a messenger RNA of Camellia sinensis, 1026 nucleotides long. The record is from RefSeq and is a predicted model, not a curated record. Lineage: Eukaryota; Viridiplantae; Streptophyta; Magnoliopsida; Ericales; Theaceae.
AUGGGCAAGAACAUUGAACAAUUUUAUCUUUCAGAUCUAUCGAUCCCUUCUGAUGAAACUGAUGAUUGUUGCAAAGAUAUAGAAGAUGAGUGCAAUAUAUUAGUGUCUGAGGUUGAUUUGAUGUCUGUGUCAUUGUUAAACACAAAACAACAACUUGCAUAUUCUAAAAUUGUUAAUGCAGUAAUUUCUAGAAAUCUAGGAUAUUUCUUUAUUGAUGGACCUAGUGGAAUUAGGAAAACCUUUCUAUAUCGAGCAAUCUUAGCUACAAUAAGAAUGCACAAAUUGAUCACUCUCAUAACUGCAAUUGCAACUUCAGGAGUUGCUGCAUCAUUUUUGUCUAAUGGACGCAUUGCACACUUAUGGUUCAAAAUUCCCAUAGAUGUUGAAAACAAAAUUUGUUGUAAUGUCAGCAAACAGAGUGGCCUAGCAAAACUUUUGAAACUUGCUGCACUUAUAAUAUGGGAUGAAACAUCAAUGGCAAGACGACAAAGUAUUGAAGCACUUGAUGAAUUGUUAAAAGAUGUCAUGUAUAUCAAUCUUCUAUUUGGAGGAAAGGUUGCAGUAUUCGGUGAGAAGAUCAAAUUGACAGAAAAUAUGCGAGCUAUGCAUGAUCCAGCAUUUAGUAAUUUUUUGCUUUCUGUAGGAAAUGGUACAGAACAACAGAUAUCUCCUAAAACUAUCAGAAUCCUUAAAGUAAUGCUUUUUUCGUACAAUAAAAACAUUAAUCCACUUCAAAAGCUUAUCACUUUUGUCUUCCCAAAUUUCAAUGAUUAUAAUGAAGAUCCACUUUCAAUGAUGAAUCGAGCUAUCUUGACUCCAAAAAAUGACAAUGUAGAUCACAUCAAUGAAAUAUUGAUGGAAGAAUUCCUUGGAGAUGAACACAUAUAUAACAACAUUGAUGAGACUGCUGAUACAAGUCAGCAGAGCCAAUAUGAAGAUUUUCUGAACUCUUUAUCUGCUCCAGGAUUACCACCGCACAAAUUGUUGCUUAAAGAAACUGCCCCACUGUUAUGCUUCGCAACAUAA